Molecule: messenger RNA, 2508 nt
Organism: Gambusia affinis (western mosquitofish)
Lineage: Eukaryota; Metazoa; Chordata; Actinopteri; Cyprinodontiformes; Poeciliidae
Product: dynein axonemal heavy chain 12-like
Exons: 13
Coding region: 144-2183 (679 amino acids)
Biological process (GO): intracellular signal transduction; regulation of cardiac muscle contraction; protein localization to T-tubule
Cellular component (GO): T-tubule
Molecular function (GO): protein binding
Source: RefSeq, a predicted model, not a curated record
GCUGCUGAUCCAGCUUCUUCUUGGACUUUUUCGCCUUUGCCUGGUUCUUGGCGAUGGUGUUGGAGAUCCGAGUCAGGACCUUUCCCAGCGCCUCGUUCUGGUCCCGCAGCAUGUGUUUUUGACUGUCCUCCAGGCAGAAGGAGAUGGUGAGCUUCGGCUCCCCGGGAAGGCACCGCACCACGGCCGCCUCCAUCCGACCGAGAAGGCGGCUGGAUCUGCUAAAGGUACGCGGAGAGGAAGUGCGGAGGCAGCGGGGGAGCAGAGCGCAGGCAGCUGACAGGUGCUUCAACAUGAAGCCCUCGGAGGAUGGAGGAGGAAGUAACCCCAAAAUAUCAGCAGCAGAAGAAGAAUUAACCGAAGCAGACAAAGAUAGCAGACUGGAGGUUUGUUUUCCUUUGCAUGCGAUGAACCCUAGUGGAUAUGUGUUGGAGGAAGAGGAUGAUGAGGAAGAUGCAGCGAUUCAGUACAUGAUUGAGCAGAGUCUGCUGGAGAGCAGCAAGCAGAGGGACGCCCACAGAGCGUCGUCAGCAGGAAACAAACUGAGCGCCAAUUCAGGAUCUUCCAACAUCUCCAAGAUCUUCUCUGCUGUAAAACAAGGAAACGAGAAGCUGCUGAAGGAUUUUUCUGUCCGGCUUAAAGACGAGUUUCUGCGGAGCGACAGCCGAGGCUGGACGCCUCUGCAUGAGGCAGCAGCUCAGAGCAACCAGGCCGUCCUGGAGAUCGCAUACAGAGCUUCAGGUCCAGAUUCUCUGGAGGGCCGGACUCUUCGGGGCCAGACGCCGCUCUUCCUGGCGGUGGAAGGCGGUCUGGUGGAAAACGCCUCGUUCCUCCUGGAGCGCGGCGCUCAGCCGGACUGCCAGGACCAGGACAAGGACACCCCGCUGUUUGUAGCCAUCCGUUCGGACCGAACCGACCUGGUGAAGCUGCUGCUCCUCCGUGGCUCCAGUGUGAACCAGGCGGGCUGCCACGGCCGCCGGCCGCUCCACGAAGCCUCGCGGUCGGGCAACGUGGAGCUGGUGAAGCUGCUGCUGGAGGCCGGGGCGCGGCCGGACCCACGCAGCAACUACGGCUUCACGCCGCUGGCGCUGGCUGCGCAGGGAGGACACCUGGAGGUGGUGGAGCUCCUGCUGAGGAAAGGAGCGGACAUUUUCUCUCAGGCGCACGAUGAGGCGUCCGUCUUAUACGAAGCGUCUGCUUCAGGGAACGCGGCCGUCGUCCGUCUGCUGCUGGAUCACGGAGCCGACGCCAACGUGUCCAAUCACACCGGACAUCUGCCGAUCCACCGAGCCUCACACAGAGGACAUCUGCAGUCACUGAAGUUGCUGCUGCCCGUCACCAACAUGGGAGAUGUGAACGACAGUGGGAUCAGCCCUCUUCAUUCAGCGGCUGCAGAGGCGCACACACACUGCAUCCAGGCCUUGCUGGAUGCGGGUUACGACCCCAACUUCAUGCUCCACCCCUGGAUCCGCCAGAGCUACGACGACGAGAGGAAGUCCGCUCUCUUCUUUGCUGUUUCCAAUAACGACAUGGUGUCGGUGAAGCUGCUGCUGGAGGCCGGAGCCAUGCCCAACCAAGACCCGGUCAAAUGUCUGCAGGUUGCACUCCGUCUGGGCAACUACGAUCUGAUCAGCUUGUUGCUGCGUUAUGGCGCUAACGUCAACUACUACUCCAAAAUAAACACGACGCAUUUCCCCUCGGCGCUGCAGUACGCGCUCAAAGACGAGGUCAUUCUCAGGAUGCUGUGUAACUAUGGUUACGACGUGGAGCGCUGCUUUGACUGUCCCUAUGGCAACAGCUCCCACAUUCCUGAGGACUACGAGGGAUGGACCUGCUCUGUGAUCAAAGACACUUUGUUCUGUGAGGUCAUCACCGUCUAUUGGCUGAAAGACCUGUCGGGUCACGUGGUUCGAGUGCUGCUGGACUACGUGGAUCACGUGACGCUGUGUUCCAAAUUGAAGGCGGUUCUGAUGGAGCAGAACCAGUGGGCAGACAUUUGCAGACUGCAAGAAAACCCCCGGUGCCUGCAGCAUCUCUGUCGCCUGCGGAUCCGUCGUUGUCUCGGCCGCCUCCGGCUACGGUCGCCGGUCUUCAUGAGCUUCGUGCCGCUGCCAGAGCGGCUGAAGGACUACAUCCUGUACCGGGAAUACGACCUGCUGGGCCGGCAGAGGGGCAGCCCGGGCUGAAGGGAGGCGGCAAUCAGAACCGGUUAAGAAACAAGAAAGUUAUGGUACAUCUGUUUGUUUUAUUUUGAUUUCAUCAUUUAUUUCAUUUUUAUUUGAUCCUCUUUAAUAGACGAACAAAAUACAAUGCAUACCUGAUUAAAAAUUAGGCAACGAAUAAAGAUCUUAGAAGUGUGGCAUGCAUUUGUAUUCAUUGUUCAUUCUGAUCAGUGGCGGUCCCAAGUGGGGGCCACGGCCCAGGAGGGGUGCUGGUGCCUAUCAGGCGGGGUCACCCUGGACGGGUCACCAGUCUGUCACAGGGCAACACACACACACACACACACACCUA